Lactuca sativa (garden lettuce) is the source of this 1510-nucleotide messenger RNA. Its product is annotated as F-box/LRR-repeat protein 25. Gene Ontology annotation, molecular function: protein binding. Lineage: Eukaryota; Viridiplantae; Streptophyta; Magnoliopsida; Asterales; Asteraceae. The record is from RefSeq and is a predicted model, not a curated record.
UAUCCUUGAUGUGACCAUUCGUCAAAGCAGCGGCAUCUUUUUCUUUUUUCUUUCUUUCUUUUACCCACAAAACCAGUGUCCUCCUUCUCUGUUUCUCUCUUUCUCCUGAUCAGUCACAGUCGACAACACCAUUGAAGCCAUUGCGACACCUUCAAAAGAUCACUGUUUUUGGUAGAAAGAAACAAUGGAUUCUGUCCUCGAUGAACCUGUGGUUGAUACAGAAACCGAUAGAUUAAGCAGCUUACCUCACGAUCUUAUUCAUCAUAUUCUCUCUUUCAUGGACAUGAAAUACGCUGUUCAAACAUGCGUCUUAUCUUCAAAAUGGAAGUUCAUCUGGACUACCCUUACUCAUAUCAAAUUCUCAACUUCCGAAUUCCAACAAUUAGGUCAAUUUAUAAGAUUCGCAAGACACGUUAUAGCUAAUCGCAAUGAUCAAACCGAUGUUUCCUCACUUGAGUUCAAUUUCGAUGGAACACUCAGCCAGAUUCUCGUCAAAGUUCUUCUAAAUUACGUGGUAUCUCACAACAUUCGCAACCUAAACAUCUCCACUUUCGAAAGAGACAGAAAACUCCCAAAUUGUAUCUUCGAAUCCCAAUCCCUCAAACACUUCACCCUAAAAAACAUCCAUGAAGAUUACUGCAUCGCACCUCAGUAUCCUUGGGAUCUUCCAAAUCUAACCACUUUACAUCUCAACGACUUCGUAAUUUCUGAUGGAAGAAAUGAAAACCAUGAGUAUCUUGAUCUGUUCUCCAAAUGUGUAAAUUUGAAGAAACUGAGUAUCACCGAGUGUUACAUGUCGGAAGUGAAGGUUUUUAAGGUUUCAGCUCCAAGACUUGAGGAUCUGACUAUAACGGAUUGUUUCCUUAACAAGCUUUUCAUCUCAGCACCUAAUCUCUCAUCUUUUGUCUAUGGUGGUGAGUGCCCUUUGUGUCUUUUAACAAAUGGUUUCCAGAAUCUAGAGAAAGUGGAUCUUCAUCUCCCUAUGCCAAAUCCACUUUCUGAUUUUAAAAAGGAAGAUGCUUUCCAGCUUUUAAAGGUGCUCAAGGAGUUCCAUAGUACCAAAUUUAUUAAUCUUUACUCAGAUGUCAUUCAGGGGUUAUCCAUGAAUCCGGAUGUACUAUUAUAUCAACCUUCACCAUUCAACAACUUGAAGCAUUUAAAUAUACGCCAAGUGUCUCACAAAGGGAAAUAUUCCAUGUUAAUGGUUCCUAAUCAUGUCAAAAACUACUUCCUUUAUAGCUCUCCAAAUGCCACUAUUACAACCGAAGUGCCUAAGAUCAAAGAACUAGGUAUUGGAUCUUAUUAUGAGGCAGAUCAAAUAAUCAAUUUCGAUAUUUGACAAUCGUGCUUGGUAUUUGUGUCACAUUGAAGCUUUAUGGUUAUUUGUUUGAUUUGAAGUGCUUGUCUAAAAGUCUUGUGAUUGUGAGUAUCUAUGAAUAAAAAUGUAAAUAUUUAUGAUGUUUUUUGCAACACAUGCAAGUAAUGCCAAUAAAAAAGUGGUUCAUGGGUA